Melampsora larici-populina 98AG31 is the source of this 1368-nucleotide messenger RNA. RefSeq lists its product as uncharacterized. The coding region runs from base 1 to 1368 and encodes 455 amino acids. The record is from RefSeq and is a predicted model, not a curated record. Lineage: Eukaryota; Fungi; Basidiomycota; Pucciniomycetes; Pucciniales; Melampsoraceae. The transcript is spliced from 3 exons.
AUGGAAGAACGAUUGGCAAGAGCGGAGGUAAACUUAGAAAGGGUGACGCGAGCAAUGGCAGCAGCCAAUGCGACAACGACGGCAAACGAAUCCCAGGCCACACCAGGUCCUAGCACAACCAAAAACCAACCAGCAGAACCCAUCACCACUACGCAACAUACGGCACCCCAGGCAGCCGUCCAGCACGAGGAGAGAAACCCUCCGAAUCAACAGGAGCAAAUGGAGGAACGUGAAUUGGCGGAUCCAAAGGUGCUUUCAGGUGCACAACUCAAAGCACCAGCAGACGACCAACCCGGAGAAGAAGGUGUUGACGGUGUGGCGAUACUGGACCUGGAGCUGAGAUCCGAAACCGAAGACGACACCUGGCAACCUCAGACACUGAUAAACAAGGGGAAAGGAAAGAGAGAGGAGAGCCAAUCAGAGGAGGAGGAGAGUCUACGUGCAGAUGACACAGAAUUGUCUCACGGGGAUCGAGUAAUGCUGCUACAAGCGGAAGUCCAACAGGCAUUCGUCUUCCAAGAUUACGCCAAAGGAACCGCUUUGCUCGCACAACUCACGGAAUUGGCGGCAAAUGAACCUGUGAAUAACCGUGCCCCAAGCGUUCGAGUGGAUCACCAGCAUCGUGUACCAGAUCUAGUGGCCGACAGACAACACAGCCCACACCGGCUUAUCCAGGAGAACAUGUCAGAGUUCUCAUCGGCCUCGAAAAACGAGGCAAGAGAAGUCACCCACCUCGUUGAACCUCGAGCCACAAUAGUGCCUAUGGAACCAAGAGUCGACGGGUGCCCAACACGGAUACACGACACCAGACCACCUCCGUUGUGGAACCACGAGCCAGUCCCGGUCGAACAAAGACUGAUUGUUACCACAAUGAAUCGGAUAUCAAGCAACGCUGAUUCAAUGCUAGUCAACCCCGACGAAGCCACCAAAGCGAAAGCGAUGCUCGAAUCCGGAAGAGGUCGAAUGGUCCUGGCAAACGGAGACGUGAUUGAGAAUGGGAGGCUCAUGUUGAAAGAUAAAACAAAACAACUGGAAAAAUCAUUACCUUCCCUCAGCCCAGUCCUAGCUCACUACCUCCGUACUUUCAAAGCAUACGUACCACUUCCCGUAUUCGACAAACUAUGGUUGAUCCGAGACCAACAAGCUAGAGAGGGGACGGAGCCGCCUUCGGAAUCGAAGUUAAACAAAGGAGGCACAAAUCUACGGAUGUAUGGAGGUGAUCCUCCGAUGGACGAGCUAACCAUGCAAUAUGAACAAUGUACACAAGGAAAUUGUGAUAGAGCUUCGAGAGACGAUGGGUUGGAUGGUAGCCCUCAGAUACUGCAAACGGGUACGAGAGGGAGUGAUGAGGACAACGGUAGGAGGUGA